CACCGAAUCGCAACACACUAAUUCUGUUUUUCGCAAUUCUUUAUGCCGGCAUUGUUUUUUCAAUUAUUUGUAGUAAAUAGCAAUUAAAAGUGUAUAAAAAUGUCUGACAACGAUGAUGACUUCAUGUGCGAUGAUGAUGAGGACUAUGGAUUGGAAUAUUCUGAGGAUAGCAAUUCGGAGCCCGAUGUGGAUCUGGAGAAUCAGUACUACAACAGCAAGGCGCUGAAGGAGGAGGAGCCCAAGGCGGCGCUGGCCAGUUUCCAGAGAGUGCUCGAUCUGGAGAAUGGUGAGAAGGGCGAGUGGGGCUUCAAAGCGCUCAAACAGAUGAUUAAGAUUAAUUUUCGUUUGCUCCCCCAGUGCAACUACGACGAAAUGAUGGUGCGUUACAAGCAACUAUUGACGUACAUUAAGAGCGCCGUCACCAGAAAUCACUCGGAAAAGAGCAUCAACUCGAUAUUGGACUACAUAUCCACCUCCAAGAAUAUGGCUCUGUUGCAGAACUUUUACGAAACCACUUUGGAUGCUUUGAGGGAUGCAAAGAACGACAGAUUGUGGUUCAAGACAAACACUAAGUUGGGCAAACUCUACUUUGAUCGCAGCGACUUUACCAAGCUGCAAAAGAUACUCAAGCAGCUGCACCAGAGCUGCCAGACGGACGAUGGCGAGGAUGAUCUCAAAAAGGGUACACAACUGCUGGAGAUUUACGCGCUGGAGAUUCAAAUGUACACCGUGCAGAAGAACAACAAGAAGUUGAAGGCGCUGUACGAGCAGUCGCUGCAUAUCAAGUCGGCCAUACCGCAUCCAUUGAUUAUGGGCGUGAUACGCGAGUGUGGCGGCAAGAUGCAUCUGCGUGAGGGCGAGUUCGAGAAGGCGCACACCGAUUUCUUUGAGGCGUUCAAGAACUACGAUGAGAGCGGCUCACCCAGGCGUACCACAUGCCUCAAGUACUUGGUUCUGGCUAACAUGUUGAUGAAAUCAGGCAUCAAUCCAUUCGACUCGCAGGAGGCCAAACCGUACAAGAAUGAUCCCGAAAUACUCGCCAUGACCAAUCUGGUUAAUUCGUAUCAAAACAAUGACAUCAACGAGUUUGAGACCAUUCUGCGCCAGCAUCGUAGCAACAUUAUGGCCGAUCAGUUUAUACGCGAACACAUUGAGGAUCUUCUGCGCAAUAUACGCACCCAAGUGCUCAUAAAACUGAUUAGACCGUACAAGAACAUCUUUAUACCAUUUAUAGCCAGCGCCCUGAACAUUGAGCCCGCCGAAGUGGAGAGCCUUCUGGUCUCCUGCAUUUUGGAUGACACCAUCAAGGGACGCAUUGAUCAGGUCAAUCAGGUGCUGCAGCUGGACAAGGUCAAUAGCAGCGCCGCUCGCUAUAAUGCCCUGGAGAAGUGGUCCAAUCAAAUCCAUUCUCUGCAGUUUGCUGUCGUACAGAAAAUGGCCUAAAUACGCCUAAUUGUGGCCUUUUAAACCCGCAUUAAAUUAUCUAGAAUAUAUCCAA
This is a messenger RNA of Drosophila guanche, 1498 nucleotides long. RefSeq names its product COP9 signalosome complex subunit 2 (gene alien). The record is from RefSeq and is a predicted model, not a curated record. Gene Ontology annotation, biological process: protein deneddylation. Gene Ontology annotation, cellular component: COP9 signalosome. The transcript has 6 exons. Bases 100 to 1443 code for a protein of 447 amino acids. Lineage: Eukaryota; Metazoa; Arthropoda; Insecta; Diptera; Drosophilidae.